Parathielavia appendiculata is the source of this 956-nucleotide messenger RNA. RefSeq lists its product as uncharacterized. The record is from RefSeq and is a predicted model, not a curated record. The coding region runs from base 83 to 751 and encodes 222 amino acids. The transcript has 3 exons. Lineage: Eukaryota; Fungi; Ascomycota; Sordariomycetes; Sordariales; Chaetomiaceae.
GGGAACGAUCAAUCAUCGGCGAGUUAGCCGAGUGUGUGACUCAACUGACCAAGGCAAACCACGAGUGGCAUGAGGGCAGCAUAUGACACUUGACGGUCCAAGAGCCAGAUUGCAACCGCAACUUCAGGGAUCGAUGCCCAGAGCUCAUGGACAAAUUUCAGCCCUUGGACGACGCCGUCCACGUCUGCUCCCAUCAGGGCGAGGGCGGCUGAGUCCUGAACGUCCACCGCCUUUAAGGCAGUUGUAUGCCGAUAUAUCACGGCGAAGAGGCCUGACCGUACUCUCGUUACCAUGCGUUAUUGGUCGUAUGGAAGCAUUGAACGACACGGAUGCUUCCUGCAAUUCCAAGGUUACAAGAACGAAAGCUCCUAUGAGAGCAUUGCCAUGCUGCUCUUGGCUCCUCCUAUCCAGGGUCUCGAGGCGGGAGACAAUAGUACCAAUGAGAAAAUGGCUGGCAAAGGACAAAUGUCGAGUGAACAAGGCGUGGAGGUACUGCGGAGAAGAAAGGCCACGUGUUGGCGGCAAAGGCAGCGCGGACGAGGCGGUAGCGGCCUGUGGUGCGGAGCCAGCAAUCAUGCAGCUGUUUAUAAGCGGCCUCUUCGCCGAGAUGAUCGUCAACCUUCGGAACGUCCUCCAGGCCAAGGAUCUGCGAGUAGUACCCAACCUGGAAGAAGGGAAGCACCCAGACGAAGAGGCUCCAGUUCCAGACACUGGCAGUCUGCUUUUUCGUGACGUUCUGGUAAUAGUGUGACCUCAUUAAUCUCGUCUUUACGCAAGACUCAGCAGGACGGCCGCCAUGGUGCCGAAUUUAACGAUGUCGCAGCAAGGGAGAACCAGGUGCGUGGGCCAACGAGGACAAAUAAAAUGUGCAGCAUGAAAAGGGCGCACAGCAAGAGCUAGGGAUCUCAGAUUAGUGACGCGUACGGAGGAGGGCUGUCUCUUGACAAGCUUGAAGU